Protopolystoma xenopodis is the source of this 171-nucleotide messenger RNA. The record is from the annotation of a GenBank genome assembly. Lineage: Eukaryota; Metazoa; Platyhelminthes; Monogenea; Polystomatidea; Polystomatidae.
GGUGGACAUUCGCAGACGGCAACUGGCAAGCCUUUGCUGGAUCUUGAUGAAGACAACGAGCCGAAGGGUGGCCCUAGGCCACGACCACGAUCUGAGAAGACCAGCCGUCGAGAGACAAGUCUCUGUCGGUACACUUUGUUGAAAUCGGCCAAAAAAAACUUGUCAUCAUGA